UAAGCUGCAUGCUCACUGUCCCGAAACGUGAUGAACCAUCCAGCCCUAUGGGAAUUUCUCCUCCCAGUUUGCUAGCGUCAGCUACAUCUGUGUCUGUGUAGUUCCAACAGCAGCAGUAGCAGCAGUGUGGCAAUGGCAGUGACUUGGCUCAGGCAUCAGACUGGCUCUCAGUGACAUUCUGCUUCAACUUGACUGAGAGGCAGCACCGUUUCCACUCAGCUCAGACAAGCAGGGAAACUUCUCUCCUGCUUUUAUUCUUUGUCUCUGGCUUAGAUUCUUAUUUAAUUUAUUAAUGCCAGAGGAAGGAUCCCUUGCAACUUUAAGGAUACUUUUCUCAUCUGGACAGACCAGACCGCUUUGGACAGCUGAGAAUAAUGUGAUGCCGUACGCUGCGCCUCUUGAGCAGGGAUGACCGAAAUCUUCCGGUACCCACCCUCCUCCUCCCACUCUCCGUCAGCUUUCUCCUGAGCCACUGCGUUCACACUUUUCCCCAAGACCCCUCCGGCACGCAAGGGUCAAGUCAGCAGGAUUUCUCAUCCACCACAAUCCUCUCUCCAACUGUGUUGUGAGCCUGUUCCUCAGCACCAUACUUGAGGAGAAAGGCUUCCCAAGCAAAACAAAGGGAUUAAAAAUGAACUUUGCUCUCACCAGGAGACACGGUCUUCCCUUAAACAGAAGACUGUGAGAUCUGAUGAAAGUCAACUGAGGGCUUAGUGGAAAUGACAAACCUGGUAUUAAAGACUCCUGCGAUACUUGGAUGCCAAUAACCAGGAGAAGGCCAUGGAAGGAGAAAACAUGAACUCCACAGUAAAUACCAGCACGAUGGAUAUCCACCUGGUCACCCACAGUCUCUGGGAGGUGAUCACCAUUGCAACUGUCUCGGCUAUAGUCAGCCUCAUUACCAUUGUGGGGAAUGUUCUAGUAAUGGUCUCCUUUAAAGUCAACAGCCAGCUGAAGACAGUGAACAAUUACUACCUGCUGAGUCUGGCAGCUGCAGAUCUCAUCAUAGGUGUUUUCUCCAUGAAUCUAUACACCUCUUACAUACUGAUGGGUUACUGGGCCUUGGGAAACCUCGCCUGUGACUUGUGGUUGGCAUUGGACUACGUAGCUAGCAAUGCCUCAGUCAUGAACCUGCUGGUGAUCAGUUUUGACAGAUAUUUCUCCAUCACCAGGCCUCUAACUUACAGGGCCAAACGGACUCCUAAACGAGCUGGGAUCAUGAUAGGUUUAGCGUGGCUAGUGUCACUUGUUCUGUGGGCCCCGCCUAUUCUCUGCUGGCAGUACUUUGUUGGAAAGAGGACUGUACCCGAGAGGCAAUGCCAAAUCCAGUUUUUCUCUGAGCCUGUAAUUACUUUUGGGACAGCUAUUGCAGCCUUUUACGUCCCUGUAUCUGUCAUGACAAUCCUCUACUGCAGAAUCUACAAGGAGACAGAAAAGAGGACCAAAGAUCUUGCAGAGCUUCAAGGGAUUAACUGUUCUACAGAGUCUGGGGUGGCUCAGCCUCAGAAAACCAUCAUCAGAUCUUGUUUUAGCUGUAAACUAAGUUCAGCAUCACAAGACAGGAACCAGGCCUCGUGGUCCUCCUCAACCAGGAGCAACGCGGUCAAAUCAGCGGCCACCACCAGCGAUGAGUGGUCCAAAGCUGGUCAGCUGACCACCUUUAACAGCUACGCCUCCUCUGAGGACGAGGACAGGCCAGUGUCUCCAGGAGGCUUCCAGACCUCCUUCGGGAACCAGGCUUGCAAAGCCACCAAGAGUGGAGUAUGCAGCGAGAGCGAGCAGCUCAGCAGCUACGAUGAAGAGAGUUUCUUUCAGACGCCACCCAAAAGCAACUCACAGAAGAGCAGCAAGUGUGUGUCCUACAAGUUUAAACCAGUGACCAAGGAAAGUCACACGGAGCACCAAAGCAGAAACGGAGACACGAAAAUCACGUCGCCAACAUUCUCCUCGGCCGAGUCCAUGAGCGUUCCGUCCACCUCCACCAUGUCCAAGCCCAUAGACACAACGCUGAAGAGCCAGAUCACCAAGAGAAAAAGGAUGGUGCUGAUCAAGGAAAGAAAGGCAGCUCAAACUCUCAGCGCCAUCCUGCUGGCCUUCAUCUUAACAUGGACUCCUUAUAACAUCAUGGUGCUGAUUUCUACCUUCUGCUCUCAAUGCAUCCCCGUCUCCCUCUGGCACCUGGGCUACUGGCUGUGCUACGUCAACAGCACCGUCAAUCCCAUGUGCUACGCCCUUUGCAACAAGACCUUCCAAAAGACCUUCCGCAUGCUCUUACUCUGCCAGUGGAAAAAGAAAAGGAUUGAAGAGAAACUAUACUGGUAUGGACAAAACCCCGUGGUCAGCUCUAAAAUGACAUGA
Haplochromis burtoni (Burton's mouthbrooder) is the source of this 2358-nucleotide messenger RNA. RefSeq names its product cholinergic receptor, muscarinic 5a (gene chrm5a). Gene Ontology annotation, molecular function: G protein-coupled acetylcholine receptor activity; G protein-coupled serotonin receptor activity. Gene Ontology annotation, cellular component: plasma membrane; dendrite; synapse. The coding region runs from base 781 to 2358 and encodes 525 amino acids. Gene Ontology annotation, biological process: adenylate cyclase-inhibiting G protein-coupled acetylcholine receptor signaling pathway; G protein-coupled receptor signaling pathway, coupled to cyclic nucleotide second messenger; chemical synaptic transmission. The transcript has 2 exons. The record is from RefSeq and is a predicted model, not a curated record. NCBI's taxonomy places the organism in Eukaryota, Metazoa, Chordata, Actinopteri, Cichliformes, Cichlidae.